AGCAGUAGGUACGGCGCGCGCCGAUUCCGCGGCACACAGUCGGAGGUUCAGACCCGCGAUAUAUUAUAUAUAUUACUGCAGAUCUCGCGAAACGCGAACGCCGACUCGAUCGAAUGAAGACGAGAUAAGACGCCCGCAGUUUGCUCGCAUCCCGUCACAGUUGGUGAUGAACAUCGCGCGUGAUGCAUCGCUUAGCCGUCGCUUAAUGUAACAACGAGUAAGGGAGAGACCGUAAACCGGAUUUCACACCCCGAAUUCUUCGAAACAGUCUUGACUUCCUGUUCCGCGCGCGUAAGACCGAAAACUCAAAAUCACGUAGUGUUGUGACUUCGCACUCAAGAGAGAAUUUUCACUUAAAAAACAGAAAAAGUCUCACAACACUGACAGCUCUCUCGAUCUCUCAAGUUUUCCGGAGCAAGAAGGAGCGAACGCGAGGAAGAAUUGUAAUCGUGAAGAAAAAGAGGCAGUAAAACUCUCAGUGGAAUAAAGAAGCAAAACGCACACGUGAAGACUACCAUCAAUUCUACUUCUAUAUCAUCACGUUUGAAGAGCUCGAGUCUUUAUUGUGAGAAACCAGUCUAAAUGUGUUCGAUAGCGAUGCCAGCCGAACUGAUCCUGGGGCACAGUCCUCCGGUGUACAGCUCCUUCCUGUACAGCCCCCUCGUGGUAACAGCGCCCACGAUAACCAACAGAUCCGUGUCACGCAGAAUCAGACCGUGUCUCUCCUCGGGAUCCUUGCCUCUGGACUCACUGCGGAAUAGUAACGAUGGCAGCAAGCAGAAGAAACGAGUGGUGUUUGCCGACGAUCGUGGUCGUCCGCUCACGCAGGUUCGCGUGAUGACCGAACCGAGCAACAUGCCGCCGCUCUGGAGCACCGCUUACGUAGCCGGUCUGACCAGAGGUCUGCUGUUCAGUUCGUCGAAGGACCACGAUCAGGACACGGCGCAAGACACAACGCCGCCCUGGCAGCUGACCUUUCCGCAACCGGCGAGCGACUAUCUCGCUUUCCGUCAGAAGCUCGAUCAGAACAACGUCUGCCUGGAGAACGUCAUUCUGCGCGAGUCCGAGCAAUGCCUGAUCGGCACGGUGAAGGUGCGAAAUCUCGCGUACGACAAGGAGGUUGUGGUGAGAGUCAGCAAUGACUCCUGGACCACUCACGAGGACGUUUACUGCACGUACGUGGAGCAACCGGGGUCAGCCGGUGCUCUAAUCCUGUACGACACCUUCCGCUUCCGACUUACCUUACCUGUAGCGUCAAACAUCAUCGAGUUCUGUGUGCGAUACCGCACCGAUGGAAAGGAAUGGUGGGACAACUACGACGGCAAAAACUAUUUGAUUCGCAAGAAGCAGGAGCCAAGAGUGCCGACCGCGCGACUCGACAACAGCCAGACGAAUUGCAACGGACUUUCGAACAACGACGAGACGAAAAACGGCACGCCGCGUAUUUCCGAAGCCACCAGAUUAAACAUGCGCACUUGGAGCGAGUUUGCGUCCUGGCAUCAUCUGACAAACGAUACUCCCUAUUGGUGAAUUUCUCGGCGAGGAGGCCGUGCCCCCUCGUUCUGAUGUGAAUUUGAUUAAAAAUCAUCUGUACGAAGCUGUACACAAAACUUUUCCAGUGUGUUCCUUCCUCUGGUAAAAUCCGCCGAGACGUAGAUUACGCGGGACCACUUAUCCAAGGCAUCCAGCUAGGCAGCAGCGAGAAUCACCAGUGAUGACGGGAGUGAAGUGGGUGAGGACGAGAACACGAGAGGGGAGAAGCUGCGCGACGACGAUCCCGAAUUCGAAAGAACGAGGAAAUAAGACAAGCGCGCGUUUCUGCAGAAAAACCAACAACGGGACGUUGAUAACGAGACAGCGCAGAGUGGUGCGGACCACUCCGCGCACGGAUAACACAAUCUGCACGAUCCCAGCACCCGCAGCGUCUCAUCGACCGGAUCAUCGAGGUCGUCCAGCGUCCGUUCUUCAGGUCUAUGUUAGCGUUCGUCAGCACGGUUAUCGUCGCACGUUAUAUCUUCUCAAACGUUCUUUUCUUCCUCCUUUACUUUCUCAUUACUGGAGAUUUUCGGCUUGCCUUCCGGAUCCGAAACAAGUCCAACGUUGACCGGGCUUUCAUCUUUGCGUCGGUCAGAUCUCGCUGAUCUCGUCUUAUCGGUCAAUAUUAUAGUUCCUGGAAGCUUUUUCUUUCUGUUUCUCUUUCCUUGUCUCUUCCUGUUCUUUAUGCUCUGAUGCAAGAGGAAUUCACUCUCUCUUUCUCUUUCACUUCUUUUUCUUCUUCUUCCUCGUUAUUCCUAACACUAUCCUUUUCGCGGAACACAGAUUCUCAAUCGAAUGCGUUAAUUUACUUUACGAAUAUACAAAUGACAAGAGAGAAAUACAUAUGUACAUAGUCUCAGUAGUUAGUACUUGUGAGAUCGCACAAAACUCUAUCCCACGAUGUAUGUCUUAGUGUGUAAAUUGAACUUUGUUUCGUAGUGCUAUUGCAUCUUGUUACCUUUUUCGAGCGUUUUGUGUCGAAUGCCUUUUUUUCAGCCUUCAACGCAUUCGCACUUUGGUUGUCACAUUGUCUGGAUAAUGCUUGCGCCAUCGAGUGUUGUAGAAAAUGUUGCAUUCGUAAAUUCCGACUGCAAAGAAAAACCGCGAGAUAAAGCUUUUUGCGAUAGAUAUUCGCAGAGAGAAAGAGCGACGAUGAGCACAGCGGUUCCUAUAACCAAUUGAUUUGUGAAAACUCUAAGGAAAUAAAAUUAUAUCGAUAUAAAAAAAAAGAUAGAUACGUAAUGAACUGAACAAUGUGAUAUAUUUAGUAAAGUAAUCUGACGAUAUUAUAUUUUUAUAUGAUCGUUUUCUUGAGUAUUCACAAAUUAAUGAUCGGUUCACGAGACUUCUCCGUAAAACUUCUCCGUGAGAACGCUUGAAAAUCGUUCAGGCACGACGACACCACUUUCUGACACUCAAGCUUCUUUACUGCCAAUUAGUCGUUCGAGAGUGUUUUUUUUUUUUUUUUUUUAUAUCUUGCAUAUAUCCAGCAAGCUUUCACGUAGAGGAGUUGACUCUUUGUAAUCCACUAUUUUAAUGGUUUUUCUUCCGCAGUGCUUUUUCACAAUGUUGAUACUUCGUUGAAAAUCCUUCUGAAACUGUUUCUUUCUCGUAGAGUUUCUCAGUAGAAAACGAAUGCAUGUUUUUCCGGUGUGUGUACGAAACGGUGUGAUGUGUUGUUAUGUACUUGUUUCUGUUAGUCUAACUUUCGCGUGAAAACGAAAGCAACAUUCAACUGCUUAGAAAUUUGAGUUUUGCUUUCAGGAACGACAGAACGCGCGCCAACCAGAGGCGACAUUGCUUUCGCGCCCAAUCUAAAUUGUAGAAACUGCCGCCGGGAGAAACAUCCGCCUGUGCGCGAGAGGGCUGUAACUAAUGAUUUAUAGACGUUAUUGUUGCGUCUCCCCCGCAUCGCCGAACAUCGACGUUUGCUUUCUCUGCCGAUGGGAAAUUUUUCGAUCUGUUCUUUCGAAGCGAGUAAACGACAGAGCUCCGUAUUCUCGCAUCACGUCUUCUUUACCUGGUAACGGGAUGAUUUUUUUUUUUUUGUUUGUUGUUGUUUUGACCUUCGAUGUGUCUUUUCUUCAUUAAAUUAGUUUUCCACGUUUCUUUUUAGAUUCUCUUUUUUAUAUAUUAGACCUUAGGUUUUUUUGCCGAGAGAGAUAUAUCGAGUGUUAAUGUACGGUUGCGUGAGUGUGUUGAACUUGAUGAUGAAGAUAUAUGUAUACUUUUGUGUAUUAUAUUCUUACGAAGAUGAUUUUACGUUUUAUUUCCGUGAAUGAAGUUACUCAUGUGAAAAAACAAGUUAUCAUAAGUUUAAGUAGUGCGACAUUUGAUCAAGUCUACGACGAUUUUGUGCAUAUAUGUAUGUACUAUAUUUUAGUAUGUACUAGUAUUCAUUGUAGCGCGCGACUUGAUUGCGAAGAAACAUAAGCGCGAGAUACGAUCGUGUCUCUAGACACAUGCUACAUGGUUCACACUAGUAUGAUCGUCACGAGAAAGAAAGAGAGAAAGAGCGAGGGAGAGAUCUUUAAAAAUGAAUUAAACUUGAAGCGGGCACAAGUGUAAUAUAUCUCUUUAGCACGUCGACUGUUUUGUUAAGUUUUUUGUAUAUAUAGAAUUUGAAAUACUGGUUCUUUUUACAUAUCGUGUCACACGCGGAAUCAGUAGGUAUUUUAGCUCAGAGAGUGCAUAUCACAUUUUAUAUAACUUCCACUCUCAUUUUCAAGAAAUGUUAUAUAGCCAUUAAUCACAUAAAACAAUUACGAAGUAACUAAAAUUAAAAGCACUUUGCAAACAAAUAUUGCGGAAUGUACAUGGUAACGGCUAGUCUUAUAGCAAGAGGAAGCCACUUUGCGCUCUAUAAUAAUCCCAGCGUGAGAUCCUCGCGGCCGCGUAUGUACGCGUGUUGUUUUCUUUCGAGAGCUUUAAGACUGAUAAAAACUUAAACCGCGCGUACAUAAAUGUAAAUUAUAAGCGUAUUAAGGAGAUUUUAAUCGCGUCUCACAACGAAAGGAUCUUAUUUCAGUGGACAAUUGUAAGAAUUCUCGGAUGUUUACCAUAAGAUGUUUUUUUUUUUUUUAUCGCUCACUGUUGAUUGAACUCUUGUUAACUUUUUUCAUUUACCGUAUUUUCCCUUCAUACAUGUUGAUUUUCCACUUACCCCCUAUACAUAUAUUUUUUUAAUGUUUAUAAUAAUUUUAUAAUAUAUACAUAUAUACGUAUACGAGAGUGUGCGAGAAAGUGUGAAAAUGUACACUAGAUAAUUAACAAAUGUUUGUGACAUCGUUUUUAUUUGUUCCUCUUUUUAUCUCAAUCGUAGGGAUCGAAUGUUAUGUCCUAUUUUUACAGCAUGAUAACAAAUUAAUUGUAAAUAUAUAUAUAUUAUAUCGUAUUUGUUCUUGUGAAUGAAUUAGGAUACAUUUCCAGUGCGUCAAAUAAGUUCCAGUGAUUAUUGUAUCGGGUCGUAUGUGUAUAUACAAAGUUUGGGUAAUAACAUUGUAAAUACCAAUAUAUGAUUAUUAUCUUUUUGCAAU
Molecule: messenger RNA, 5072 nt
Organism: Pseudomyrmex gracilis
Lineage: Eukaryota; Metazoa; Arthropoda; Insecta; Hymenoptera; Formicidae
Gene: Gbs-70E
Product: protein phosphatase 1 regulatory subunit 3C
Exons: 5
Coding region: 583-1530 (315 amino acids)
Biological process (GO): regulation of glycogen biosynthetic process
Cellular component (GO): protein phosphatase type 1 complex
Molecular function (GO): glycogen binding; protein phosphatase 1 binding
Source: RefSeq, a predicted model, not a curated record